UUGAUUGCUAUUUCUGUAGUGGGCUGUAUCUUCUAGCUAACUCCACUGUAAGCUUGUAACUAACUAGAAAUCUAAAUUAGCUAUUUUAAAUUUAUAUUCCAUCGGGAAUUUAUCUGUUAUAGCUUCCUGUUCGUUUUCCCUUGUGUAAAAUGGUUGUUCUGACAAAUAACAAUGAGGAACCGGAUUUUAUCCUUAUAGAGGAACGCAAGUGUACCUCUCUGCCCAAUUCGCCUGCCAAGCGUGUCUCUCCCACAAAGAAGAAGCAGUUCUACAUCAACCAGGCCAUACGCAACUCUGAUCUCACUCCCAGGGCCAAAGGCAAGAAGAGCCUUCGGAGGCUGGAGAACACUCGCUUCCUUGCGAACCUCCUUGAGAGAGACGAGUGCACCAAAGAUGAGAUUGAGUUGUGCAGUAGUUACCCAGCCCUUCCAUCCAUUUUCACAGAGGCCUGUACCAACGGAAACUAUGUUGAGCCCUGGAAUGACUUCAUGAACCGCUCUGGAGAAGAACAGGAGCAGCUGUUGGCCUUGCUGGAGGAGGAGGCCAAGAGGAGCGGCUCCCACAAGGUUCUGAAAGACCAGAGAGAGGUAAAUCCAGCUUUCAACGCCCAGGAAUGCUUCCAAAGAAUCGACCGAAGGCUGCGUGCUACUCUAAAGCGCAAGCAAAUCCCUAUUGGGACUCUGGAGUUGCUGGAGGAAAACCUGCUGAGUUUCUUCGCAGCUCAGCCUCAAUCUGUUUACACCACCCACCUUAGAAGCAGCUUUGAGAGGCUCCUCCUCCACGCCAUCUGUCAGUACAUGGACCUUGUGUCAGCCAGCUCUGAUUUUAAGGGGGCCCGCCAGACCGAGGUUAUGAACAAGCAGGAGGCGUUCCUGCCGCCCUGCCCCCUGCUCUCUGCCUACCUGGAGCAGAUGAGCUGAGGUUACGCCAGAGACGACACCUGGACCAGUUCCAUCUGAAUGCCUAGAAACCUACACCAUGCAUGCUUAAAGACACGGGUAGGAAGAGACACAAGGUUUAAAAUGCCAGCUCCACCUUGAUUGCUAUGGUAGGUGAAUUGUCUAUAAGUGUUUACAAUUCAGAUCUGCACUCUUAAUAGAGGAAGGGGCAAAUCCACUAUAAUUUGAUUGGAACUGGGCAGAAAUGGAUUGUCAUUACCGAUGACGAUUUUGUCUGUUCUCCUUGGCGCCCCUAAAAACAAGAAAAGAAAAAGCCAGUCCUUAAGCAUAGAUACCAUAUCUGAUGACUCAAUGUAUACUGUAAAUUGUAUUGUUUUGAUUGAACAUAAAAAGGUAACGGAACAGUUUAAUUCACAUGUAAGCGUAUGUAAGUAAGUAGAAAUGUAUUCACCAAAAUGUCAGGUAGGCUAUUGCAUGAUUUUGAAAUAAUGGGAAUACGCUUUUCUAAUUUAUGAACUUUGGGUAGCUUUCUCUUCUCAUUCACUGCAUUAGUUAAUGCACAACAAAGGGCAAAACAUCCAUUAUAAAAGAUUGUGUCCCUGCAUUCUUUUUUUUUUUGCUUUAUCCAAACGGUUAACAUUGCUUAUUGAUUACAUGCUUUACCAAAUAGUGUCAUUUUUACCAUCAGAUUUCCAUCAACACUAAAUUAUUUACAGCUUAUUUACAGAGUUUAUUAACAUAUGUAUGGAAUGCGAAGCAGUUCUACUGUUUACAUGCAAGAGUAGUAAUGAGUCAAUGAGAAAUGAAUGGCACUUGAUGUAAUGUUGGCAAAUCUUCAGUGAUUUGACUCUCAGGCUACCCAACCCCUAGACAAGCACUUAUGCCUUAUAAAUGCAUGUUAUGGGUUUCUCUACAUAUUUAUCUUUGUAUUUAUAUGUUUGUAUUAAUAGGCUUUUGAAAACAAACAUUCAGGUUAUUUAAAUUAUAAAUGUUUCUGUGCUAUCAAAGAUGGAUUCAUCUCGACCUGCCAUUCUGUUUCUGUCAAUAACCAAAGUUUAUAUGCUUGUGUGUGUGAAAUUCAGUUUUCUCAGGCUUUCAACCUCCCACUAUGAAUGUUGUGUGAUUUCACUGAGUGUAAUUCUUUGAAAUAGUUAAUACAUGGUGUAGGGGGAACUUAGUUAAACAUUUUUAACUAAGAACUCUCCACUAGUUUUUUUACAACUUUAUAGAAAAUGUGGGUACUAGUUAUGCUGUAAAUAUUUAGCUUCCUAAUGUUGUGUGCCAACAUAGAUUGUAAACUUGUUGGAAUAGGAUUAUCUCAAAGCUUUAUAUAAUAUGCUUUGGAGAAAAGUGUCUUUGUUACUUUGCUGUGAAAGUUUACUGUAUGUCAGUACAUAUUGUAUAAAUAUCAGGAAAUAAAUAAAAAUAGGGAUGUUGAAUGUCGUUUUAACUUUAAACUUAAAUCUAGGAAUUAGGUUGUGAAAUUUAAACUGAUGAGUGCCAACAUUUGUCUGAAAGAUUUUCAAUAAAUAAUGAAUUAACUCUUCAA
Osmerus eperlanus (European smelt) is the source of this 2448-nucleotide messenger RNA. It is a transcript of the gene r3hdm4, whose product is annotated as R3H domain containing 4. The record is from RefSeq and is a predicted model, not a curated record. The transcript is spliced from 8 exons. The coding region runs from base 150 to 920 and encodes 256 amino acids. Gene Ontology annotation, molecular function: nucleic acid binding. NCBI's taxonomy places the organism in Eukaryota, Metazoa, Chordata, Actinopteri, Osmeriformes, Osmeridae.